AUGCAAUCACUCGGAAUCUUUGGAACAUCUUUCUUUAACUGCCCCUUCACUGAGGCAGUAUGGGUGGGAUCAGAAAUCAAUUCUUGGACUGUCCAUCUUUUGACGUUACCGGUCCGGAGCUUUUGGUUUUCGUUGGUUAAUUCAUUAAAAGAAGAGACUAAUAGGGCUGAUAUUCUGUUAAAAACGGUGGCAAUAUUUUGGGCAAUCUGGAAAACCCUCAAUACCUUAAUUUUUAGGGAGGUUGACAACAAUCCAUUAGAGGUACUUCAAGCUGCGUCAGGGUAUCAUUUGAAUUUUUCAUCCUUAAACUCUAGGACUGCGCUUCAAGCCCCAGUCAAUAAUGGCUCGAUUCCUAAUGCUACUCCUCCAAGAUGGUCUCCACCACAAGCCACUGAAUUAAAGUUUAAUUUCGACGGAGCUUUUGUGAAGGAUUCAAGGACUGGAACAGGAGCUUGUGUGGUGCGUAACCAUCAGGGACGAGCUGUUUCUUCAUGUGCCAAAAGGUUUGACAACGUCUCUUCUCCAGCGAUGAUUGAAGCACUGGCCCUGCGAGAAGGCAUUCUACUGGCACGCAGAUUGCAGGUUCCCAACCUGAUAACGUAG
Mercurialis annua (annual mercury) is the source of this 603-nucleotide messenger RNA. RefSeq lists its product as uncharacterized. Bases 1 to 603 code for a protein of 200 amino acids. Lineage: Eukaryota; Viridiplantae; Streptophyta; Magnoliopsida; Malpighiales; Euphorbiaceae. The transcript has a single exon. The record is from RefSeq and is a predicted model, not a curated record. Gene Ontology annotation, molecular function: nucleic acid binding; RNA-DNA hybrid ribonuclease activity.